This is a messenger RNA of Paramuricea clavata, 3136 nucleotides long. The record is from the annotation of a GenBank genome assembly. NCBI's taxonomy places the organism in Eukaryota, Metazoa, Cnidaria, Anthozoa, Malacalcyonacea, Plexauridae.
AUGAAAGAUGCCAUAUUUAAAAGAGAAACUGGACAAUAUUUACCAGAUAAUGUGAUCACAACGAAAUAUGCAGAAAGUGAAUUAGAGUGUUCCAUGCAUUGUACAAGCAUCGACGCGUGCUUGUCAGUGAAUUACAAAGCUAGCGGAGUGGAUCAAGGUUUAUGUCAACUCAACAACAGUACAACUUCAGAAAAUCUUGGACUGGUUUCCAAUGAUAAAUUUGUGCAUCUUUCCAUUUUAAAGGGGGUAAGAUAUUUCUUUAUGAUAUCACAAAUGGGGGCCAGCUAUAGUAUGUCAUAUUCUCGAAUACGUUAAUCCUGCGCUAUAUAGGCCAAGCUAGAGAGGCUGGGCAAACCAGAAAAAUUGUUUGCUACCCAUGUUUCUCGAUACGAUUGCUUAGUUCUUCAAGGUUUGUAGUUUCAAAGACCGAAAAAAUUCAAAGACUUAACUUCAAAAUCUAGACUUUUUCUGCCUAUUAUCAAAGACUUUUUCAUACACGAAUUCGGCGGUAAGCUAAUAUUUUGGACAACUAAGACAAUCAACUACGACGCACACUUUUUGUGGAAGAUGGUUGUUGGGCAGAAGUGCUCCGAUUAUGUGGCCAAAGACUCCAAAGACUUUUGUGAGCAAACAUCUGUUGAAACAUUUCAAUUGUAAGCUCCUUUUUGACCCGAUAAUCAUUCCUAGAAUACCGUCUUCUCUUCGAAAUUUGUAAAAAUCUUGCUGAAACCCAUGCACGAUCCAUUUUACUAGCUAGAGAAUCGUUUAAAUCAAAUACUUGCUAAAUAUAAUUAUUUUUGUUUGUGCACGUAAAUUUAUUAUUGCAAAGCUUUCGAUCCGUAAGCCCGGGUCUUCAUCAUGCAGUGCUAUAAUAAUAAUAUGAUAUUAUAUUACUAGCACAUAUUAUUAGCACUGAUGAAGAUCCGGGCUUUAUACGGAUCGAAAGCUUUGCAGUAAUAAAUUUACAUGGUGUUUCCACAAACAAAAGGUAUUAUAUGUUUUAACUCCAUGCAGACCUACAAAGAACUUGCUAAAUAAUUUAAGUCUUUCAAAGACUUUCUGCAUUUUUUUCAUAUAAUUCAAAGAUUUUCAAAAGAUCUUAAAGAUUCACAAUCGAAUUUAAAGCUUUCAAAGAAUGCUACCCAAUCCCGUUACUGUUUCCACAACAUUUGAUAUUUUCACCUUUAAACACCGGUCAACGUUCACUAUAUUCUUUUUAGAGUAAAGCCAAGACGAAAGAAAUUGGCAGCAAACACAGCUGCAAAGAAUUACUCGAUGAUGACAGGUAAUCCAUAUUGAAAAUAUACCACCAUAUCGAAACAGAUCAAUGCAAAUAAACUAACUUUGUUUAUACUGGAACAGUUCUUCACUGCUUUCCUUAGAUAUCCAUGUUCAUUUGUUGUUGGUUUAUUGUUACUAUAAGAGGGAUGCUAAGCUAAAUUCAACCUAAGAUAAGAGGCAUAUAACCAAAACUAAAUUCAUACUUUUUUUUCUGUGUUGGUGUUGGUGUUGUGUACCGUCAGGUGAAUACGAUGUUUGUGAUGUUAUUCUGAGUGUAUAUCCACACCGGGCGAGCUUGAGCUAGUAUUCCAAAGGUCGUAGGUUCGAUUCCCACCGUGGUCGGGCAUAUUUUUCAAGCUCGCCCGGUGUGGAUAUACACUCAGAGUAACAUCGCAAACAUAAAUUCAUACUGUUAACUCAUCAGUUCCACCUCAUUCUCCAAAAUAUACCUGUAUGCAAAUAUACCUGCAUGCAAUUAUAAAAGCCAUCCUUUAAUCUUUAUCGGUGCAGUCCUCCUACAGGAGGACACCUGCACGCGUUCACUUUCUUUGCGUUUGCCCAAUUAGUGGACUAAUAGACAUUUUCCAAUUGAUUAAAUUUUCAGAUUGAUUAAAUUUUGGAUAACUUUGGAUGAAAGCUGGAUGAGAAAUUAGCAAUAGGUUGCCUUUCUUUGCCAAGCAGAGUAAAACUGCAUGAUCCAUGUAUGCAGUCUCCGUGUCCACUCCAGUUAAUUGUUAAUGGGUUUAGGAAUAUUAUUGUUUUAAAGCUUCCGUUGUAGAUUUCUGAAAAGUCCUAACGGACUGAACAUUAUUUUACAGCUCUCUACAAAACGGCAUCUACUAUCUACAAGCGAAUGCGUCCACAGAAAAAUACCCAGUCUUUUGUCACAUGACUGAGAUUCCCGGAUAUGGGACAGGAGGCUGGACACUAGUGAUGAAAACAAACGGUGAUUUGGUAAGACAAAAAGAAAUUUUUAGUUUGUCGUAGAGUUCGUAGAAAAUAUGUGACCGGCCUAGCUCCCACGUCUUCAAAGGAUCAGUUGUGCCUUUACUCGCAUAUAUAAAAUGUUUUUAACAUGGAAAUGUCAUUUGUAAAUUAACACGUUCUUGAAGUGAAAAAGAUAUUUGAUAACUCAGGUUUGAGAUGCUGCUGUUCCGAGUGUCUCCGCAUCGGAAAAAAUUGCUUGACCAAGGUGUUGACCAAGAUCUACUCGGCUAUUUUUAUUUAAAUAAUUAAAAUCAGAAUUAACUACUUGAUAGUCGAACCUCAUGUUUUCCCAUUCCGUUUACGCUCUUGGUAAACUUAACUUGUUCUCUAUUUCUUAAUUAAACAGAGUACAUUCACCUACGAUUCCCCUUACUGGACGAACAAGGAAAGUUAUGCAGUUGAAGACGGACUUGAAGGACUAACAGAGAAAGAAAGUAAACUGGCCUCUUAUUGGAACAUUCCUUUCAAGAACAUAUGUCUUGGUAGGACUGUUGAUGGUGACAGAAAAUGGAUGAUGUUAGAUUACGAAUCAAGUUCGCUAUACAGUUUGAUCGCAGACGGACAAUGCCGAAGCACAACCGCAGGACGAUCUGCAUGGAAGUCUCUGAUUGCGGGCUCGUCUUUACAACCAAACUGCAAUGAAGAAGGUUUCAGCAUUGCAUAUGAUCAACAUAAAGUACGUAUUGGAUAUUACGCGAAUAAUCAAGACACAUGCAUAGAGGCAGAUUCAUGUAUUGGAUUUGGUAUUACUUACACUGCUUGUUAUAUGAUAACAUCUCACAUUACAUGUGGUAAUAUUGCGCAGUGUAAUGGUAAUGAUAAUGGCAAAAAACUUACUGCGGCAUUUGGAUAUAUUUUAGUUCAGUAA